This is a messenger RNA of Cylicostephanus goldi, 612 nucleotides long. The record is from the annotation of a GenBank genome assembly. NCBI's taxonomy places the organism in Eukaryota, Metazoa, Nematoda, Chromadorea, Rhabditida, Strongylidae.
AUGAAUUUUUAUGAAGCUGCUGAGGUUUUCAACUGCUUUUGGAAGUUCCAGUCAUUUGGUCAAAGAAAUUGUCAAAGCCGAGUCCACACUCAAGAUCUGAAUCUUACAACAUAUUCUGAAGUGAAAUCACUGCACAUCUCUGUAGCUGAUCAUACUUCGUCAAUCCUUGAUGAGCAACUGGAGUCUCCUCAUUCAUCUCAAGCUGGCAGUAUGGUCGGAAUGAUGGAGAAUGGUAUGGAAGAUCCGAAACGUCACGCUCGCGCUCAGCAUAAUGCCUUGGAGCGAAGGCGACGAGAUAAUAUCAAGGAUAUGUAUACAAGUCUAAAGGAUGUCGUCCCAGAUAUGCAAAAUGAAAGGGCUUCUCGUGCAGUGAUUCUGCGGCGAGCUAUUGAAGUCAUUGAGGAAAAGCAACAGCAACGUGCAGAUCUGAGAGCAGAUUGUGAUCGGCUAAGAAAUGAGAUGGCCGAGUUGGAAAGGGAAGUCGCUAGACUUCGCGAAAAUCUCGCCAAGCCAAGCGAAUCAAGCCGCAGUAGUAUUUCUGGUAAUUGUUCACCACAACCUACCUCCUUACAACUUCUACCAUCUGUUAAAGUUGAACCAGAGUGUGAGUAG